AGCCCAAUUUAGUUAGCAGAGUGAAAGAACGUUAACUCCGAUUCGCGACUCGGUGGUGGAACAGAAUGGAAUCGGAGAUUCCGGUGCCAACCGUGACGGAGCGCGAGCAGUGGAUGGUGGAGAACAAUGCCUUUCAGAUCUAUAACCACUUUGCUAAUUCUUCUCGCAACGUUAAAUCACAAUUGCUGAAGCUUCGUCGGGAUAAGCAUUUGGAGUAUCUUUUUGGAGGUCUGAAACAUCUCGGCUCCUCUUUCUGCGUUUUGGAUGCCAAUCGACCAUGGCUGUGCUAUUGGAUUCUGCAUUCAAUUGCUUUACUUGGGGAGUAUCUGGAUUCAGAGUUAGAAUGUAAUACCAUCGAUUUUCUUGGCCGUUGUCAGGACCAGGAUGGUGGAUAUGGUGGUGGACCUGGACAGAUGCCACAUCUUGCAACAACUUAUGCAGCUGUCAAUUCACUUAUUACUAUCGGUGGUCAUGAAGCUUUGUCUUCAAUUAAUAGAAGUACAUUAUACAUGUUUCUGCAGCGGAUGAAACAGCCAAGUGGGGGUUUCAGGAUGCAUGAUGGUGGAGAAAUUGAUGUUCGGGCCUGCUAUACUGCCAUUUCAGUUGCAAGUAUUUUGAACAUUUUGGAUGAUGAACUAGUUCAGAAUGUUGGAAAUUACAUAUUAAGCUGUCAGACUUACGAAGGUGGCAUUGGUGGAGAACCUAACUCUGAAGCUCAUGGUGGGUACACCUUUUGUGGGUUGGCUACAAUGAUUCUGAUCAAUGAGGUCCAUCGUUUGGACUUGUCUCGAUUAAUUGAUUGGCUGGUAUUUCGUCAAGGAAGGGAGUGUGGAUUUCAAGGGAGAACCAAUAAAUUGGUUGAUGGAUGCUAUUCCUUUUGGCAGGGAGGUUCUUUUGCAUUAUUACGAAGAGUCGGUUCAUUUAUUGAUGAACAACUGGUGAGGCCAGAUGAUGUUGGACGUUGCAGCACUUCCACAGUAUCUGAUAUACCUGAACAGGGAGGUCUAAAUGCUUCUUUCCAUGUGAAUUACAAUGAUAUUGGUCAUAACUUUAUCACGACAUGUCCAGUAAUGGAGCACCUUUUCAACAGCCAUGCAUUGCAGCAAUACAUACUUCUAUGCACACAGUCGAUGCAGGUGCAAGAGGGGGGACUCAGAGACAAGCCUGGGAAAGCUAGAGACUACUAUCACACUUGUUAUUGUCUAAGUGGCCUCUCGGUGUGCCAUUAUUACCAGUCGGAGGAUGAGGAAACUCCCCCGCGACCCAGCACAAUGUUGGGUCCCUACUCGAAUCUGUUGGAUUCGGUUCAUCCCAUUUUUAAUGUUGUGUUGAAGAAAUACUACGAAGCACACGAAUUCUUUAGAAGGGACUGAACAAUGUAUUAUAUGUAUCUUUUUACUUGGGAUCAUACUUGAAAUCUUCUUUGGGUCAGACGCACGUUACAUGGACGCUGGAUUAUGUAUGUCUAAGGUUAAUAUGAUGACUGGUUAAAUAAUGCAAAGUCUUAUUUAUAUAUUUA
This is a messenger RNA of Humulus lupulus (European hop), 1519 nucleotides long. RefSeq names its product protein farnesyltransferase subunit beta. Gene Ontology annotation, biological process: protein farnesylation. The transcript is spliced from 14 exons. Gene Ontology annotation, molecular function: protein farnesyltransferase activity. Bases 66 to 1373 code for a protein of 435 amino acids. Gene Ontology annotation, cellular component: protein farnesyltransferase complex. The record is from RefSeq and is a predicted model, not a curated record. Lineage: Eukaryota; Viridiplantae; Streptophyta; Magnoliopsida; Rosales; Cannabaceae.